ACUUAUUUUUAUUUUAACCGAGGGAGGAGUUUUAAAGUUACGAACCAGUAGCGGAAGUUAGGGUUUAUUUAUUUUUCUUGGGGUAACACAAACCAGGUGGACUCCUCCUGCGCACAGCCACAGUUCAGAUUCAGAUGAAGUGGAAAGCUUCUGGGCACAAUUUAGCGUUAGUUCUGAGAUUGAAAUCGCGGUUAAGGUAGUCAUUUCUAAAUUUAGUUAGUCCCUGUCCGUUUUCAUGCCUUUGUGAAUGGGAAUGUAGAUUUUUUUGAAAUCGCAGUUUCUGAGCUACUCACAGUCAUGAGGUUCCACUACUCGAGUGCUUGUAAUAUUGAUUGGGUCACUCUUCCCUGAAGAAAUAAAGGAAAACGUUUUCCUUCUUGGAGAUUCACGGCACUUGAGGAUUAUUAUUUUUUUACUGCGCACUUCAAAUACACUUUAUUUUCUAAAAUUGCGUUCAGAAUAACGGUUCCGAAACUGUUUGCUCAUUGUUUCUUUGUGCCAGCUCACAAAUCAACUCUCAAGUUUGCUAUAGUGACGGCGUUAGGACUAAACCAGUAAAUCUCUCUUCACAAUAGACAGGCGGAAUUCAUAAAAUGCGGCAACAAUAUUUCAGAUGGUUUUCUGAAGUGCGUGUAUCGGCAGUUAACCACGCUACUCCGUUUUCCUUCUUAUACUUAAGAGUGAGUGCGGAUUGACCAGCGUGAGAUUCCGAAUGGGAUUCGGGAAAGCAGUUUAUAAAUCAUCGCUCAUGGUAUGCAUCUCUUUCUCUGCCAGCAAAGUUGGAAACCAAACAGAGAUGUUGCUUCGAAGACUUUGGACGCUCCGCCGCCGGUAUUGCUCCGGACCCUUAUUGCUCCUAGGAGUCGCGGUGUGUCUCUUCUACCAGACUCUGAUGACCGCACGGAGUCGGUUCAAAGGCAAUCCACUUGCGGUUGAUGAGAGCAACAAAUCAAUAAUGACCGCAUCGGCGGCCGAAGUCUCUGAUGAGGUUCUCCUAAACGACCCUGUGAAACUUAUUUCUGUCUUGGAGGAUUUGGAGAGGAAAAGAGAUAUCAAGGGGUGCACUCAAAACCGCUCUAGGCGGGUAAUGCGGGCUGUGGUGUUGACGGGCCAGCACAGUGCCACGGAUACUGAGGUCCAGUUGUACCGUUGGGUCCUGGAGCAACGAGGCUACGAAGUCAGCCUGUCUCGGUACGCAGAGACCAGCGCCGCCCUGAAAUACAAGAAUGGUGGCAGCAAUUGGAAUGUGUUGGUGUGUCUGACUGGCUCUGAGAAGAGCUGCCUGAGAAGAGUGUUCUUCUCCCAUCUUCAUCCACAUCAGAAAGUCAAUAUAAUACCUGGGCUGGUGGAGGCCUUCUCUGAUGUGGGUGGUCUCUGUCACUUCCAGACAGACAGCAGGUUAGCAGGGUUGGCAUUACCCAUUAGUCCAACUGCCUGUGGAUUGGACCGUACUGAGCAUGGAGUUGUUCCUAUCGAGGCUCAGGGUGAUUGGGGCUCAGCUGUUCCCACACUUAACUCGUCAAGGAGCCCAGGCCUGGUUGCCAUGGUGAAUGUUUAUGUCCUGGUCACCUCAGUAACACCACUCACUGUCUUCCUCCAUCACAGCGGCCUGGUCAGAACAAAUGAGAGCACCAACAGCCACACAACUCAGCUUAAGUCCUUUUUCCUGCUACACCUUGGUCCUGGUGCAUCCAAUAAGGCACUUGGUCAUGUGAAAGAGGUCAUAGGUCAAGUGCUAAGGGCAGCAGCAUUGACCAAUGAGGAGCCUAACUCUAAGCACAGGUGUCUGCUGUGUUUCCAGCUGAUGACAUUCACCCUUCAAUUUAGUGGUUCCAUUAUGCCUAUCAUAGUAAAGGCUGAAAUUGAUCUGCACUUUGAGGGGCUGAGAGAACAAGGGUUUGACAGACAGAUCACUAAAGAGUUAAUCCUGGAGGAUGCUCUUCUCUUUCUUCUACCUGCACACAAUGGACUGGGCCAUCCGAAGAGUCCCUUAGACAUGAAGACAGAGCAGAGGUGUUUUUUGCGUCAGUACGGUGGCUGUGAGGGGACAUACGGUCUCUGUCUAACAGAAGACCAGACUCUUCUCCUCAUCCAGUUCCUCUGUCAGCUAAGGACACCAGGGCCAUUUGAAUUGCUUUAUCCCACAGCUUCUCCAGAGCGUUCUUCUACCCAAGACAUCCUGUCUCAAGCUUUCACUACAACAAAAGAAUCUGGUAGUAGGCUGCGUCUUUCGGUACUGCUGGAUAAAGUCUGCUUCUAUUAUAGUAAGCAGGGGUACAGGAGUGAUGAUGCAGAGACACAAACAGAGCAAGACAAAAAUCAACACUUUCCGGGAAACAGAGAACAUUGUGUGGAUCCUCACCUCAAACAACUAUACACAGACCCCCCACUGAUCCUGAGCCCCCCAUUCAAUCCUUCGGUCAAAGAGUACCAUGCUGAGGUCGCCUUUGACGUGGUUACCCUACGCCUCCGCCCCGAGCCCAUCAACUCCGCUUGUCACAUACACCUGGAUGAGCACAGAGGACCUAGAGAGGCAAACUACCCGGUAGGCCUUGGCAACAGCAAAAUCAACAUCCUAGUAACGGACGAGUCAGACAACACAGAGCCUGUCGUCAUGACAAUAUACAUUCUGCAUAUGUACCGCGAGAGCCGACCCAGCCUGCCCAUGUUUGGGGAUCAUGUGAUGUGUGGCUUUGUGCAGGACUGUGGCCUGGUAGUGCAACCGGAUCAGCCCUGUGGAUUGGAGCCUUACUUUGGGCCACAAUCUAUUGGAAACACCCAAGCCCCAACACAACCCUGCAUGUCAGGGGAUGUUCUAGGUCGUUGGGUGGUUCCUUGCCUCAGUUGUGCUGACAAUCGGACCUGUGACUGGAGAGAGGUUGCCUGGCAACCCGAUGGCUGCUACCAUCCUUUUCUGGACUUGCCUCUGCUGCAGGAGUGCAUGAGGGACAAGAAGGUGAUGUUCAUAGGUGACUCCACCAACAGGGGAAUGAUGUACUUCCUGAUGGAGAGGGUCAAUUCUAGCCUGGAGGACUGGGGCAAGGCCCAUGAUAGCCUGGUCUACCACAAUGUCAAUCAGGGACAUACGCACGUCUCCUACUCCUACUACCCCCAAUUCUGGCUAGAGAAGAACCACAGACCCACAUUCCAGAGGGCCUUGGAACAGCUUAUACAGAGUUCGCGACCCCUGGAGAACUCCCACCGGACGGUGUUGGUGGCAGGAGGUGUCCAGUGGCUCAGUGCAAACCAUCUGAGGAUCCUGAAGGAGGUGUUGGAGAGGGAAGAACUACAGAAUAUCAUGGUGGUGGUGAAGUCUCUGGGCAUGGGCUUCCAUCUUCCGGUAGAUGGCAUCCACUCUCUUUCCCCGAGAGGAGUACAGGAACUGUACAAAGAGAACAAGAACAUAAUCACGACCGCAAAGCAGUAUGGGUAUGAAGUCAUAGACACAUUAAUCCUCACAAUGGGCCGCUACAAAGAGUUUCUGCAAGGACGGUGUGCCUGCCAUUUCCAUGAGGUGGAGAAGCUAUCUUUUUCCAAGGCUCCCCUGCAUAGGAAGAUGAAAAUCCUUCAACACUUCCAAGAACCUGGAACCGAAACCAGUGGGAUUAAAACAGGCUUCAGUGAUCAACCUACCCUGCAGGACCAGGACAAAUGGGCGGGGUCUAACUCUUCUACGUAUCACGUGAGAGGAGCGGUGAACCAGGUGUACUCUCACAUCCUGUUGAGCAGACUGUGUAUGAGUGACAUAAAAAAUUAAACCCACCCCUCGUCACCAGCGUAGGUGCAUGUGCACAUAUAAAAGCAUCUCUCCAAAGAAUGAGAUGUAAUUCCAUCUAGGAAGUGCUGGUGAACAGGAGAUUCCUGACUGGUUUGCUGUUAAAUAGACAAUCCCACUGUCUGUCACACAGACCUCCUCUGAUUGACCUACACAAUGGCCCCCCUGUCAGGUGACUAUAACCUAGGUAGAGGUUUCCAGUUGGAUAUUGCUGUGAGACUUUGGAGGCUAUAGGCAUCACAAAAGCCUUUCUCUUGCCAUUGGAGUUUGGAUAUACUAUACUAUUCUGCAUUCCUUCUGCCAAGCAAAAACAAGUAAAACAUGAUUCAGACAAGAAACAUUUUGCAACUGGAUCAUUUUUGGGAAUUGGCUAAUACACCCCAACCACUUUGCUUAUAUACCUCAUCCAUCCACUUUUUCUGUGGAUACCACAAUGUUUUUUUUGUGUCUAUGCCAAAGAUAUGUUAAAAUCUAAGCUAUUGUUUGAGCAACACUACAGUGGGGAGAAGUAUUUGAUACACUGCCAAUUUUGCAGGUUUUCCUACUUA
This is a messenger RNA of Esox lucius (northern pike), 4323 nucleotides long. RefSeq names its product cadherin-like and PC-esterase domain containing 1 (gene cped1). The transcript has 21 exons. The coding region runs from base 713 to 3757 and encodes 1014 amino acids. NCBI's taxonomy places the organism in Eukaryota, Metazoa, Chordata, Actinopteri, Esociformes, Esocidae. The record is from RefSeq and is a predicted model, not a curated record.